Orbicella faveolata is the source of this 1329-nucleotide messenger RNA. RefSeq lists its product as uncharacterized. The record is from RefSeq and is a predicted model, not a curated record. NCBI's taxonomy places the organism in Eukaryota, Metazoa, Cnidaria, Anthozoa, Scleractinia, Merulinidae.
AUCAUGCAGCAAGUGAGGGUUUCAAACACAAAUAUGGUUUUUGGUUCACAGGCAGGCUUUACUGAGGCUGGCAACCAGGGUUUGUACACGACAUGCAAUAGGAGCAAAAAUUUAAUAUUAAUAAGGGCCAUGUCAAAAGGGUAAAAAGCAACUGAAAGGAAGACAUGUGAUUACUGAAUUUGUGAAACAGCCUCCAUUUAAAAAGUAGCUAAAAAGAUAUGUCAAACAUGAAUUUUGUUAAAAUUUGUUCCUGAAACAGGAUAUUGGCAACUCUCUCCCCCACCUUGCCUCUUAAAUUACUUGCAGUUGGCUAAAAGAUCAGAAAUUCCCUGAUUCUAAACUAACUCUCAGAGCACAGAGGAGAGUACACUCUUGGUUUGUGUAAUAAUUUACAACAUUCUCUUUUCUUCUCUUCUUUUUAUACAGAAAAGCGAAGUUUUGAUCCAGAUCUUCCAUGGAAGGAGAAGCCAAUGAAAGUCAACAGUGUCAUUGAUGUGCAUAAAAUUGCACUGGAUAAAUUGCUGGUGAGACUUCACAAGAUGUAUGAAGCCAUUGGCCAAGCAACUCAAACAACGAUCGAUCCAACUUUGAAAGAUGAAAAAAUAGAGACAGUGAUGGGAAAACUUGAAUUGGAAGUGGAGGGAGGUUCAGCAAUGGAAAAACAGCAGCAGGCUACCCAGCCAUUGGUAUCAAAACGAGCCAGCCAUGUCAGUUUACCUCAUAUUGGUAGCCCAGCAACUGGACUAAAGAGCACAAUGUCCAUGGAGAAAUAUCCCGUAAUUAUACAUGAACCUACAGCUAUCAGGACGGCACGACGUAAUCCCAAAAAGCUUUAUCCCCAACAUUCUUCUGCAUGGUGUGAGGAAGUUGAAGAGAGCUAUAGAAUGCCGAGUAUUGUUAAAGCAAAAGCAAAACCUAAACUUCACAGAGCAAAGAGUGUUGUGCAGCCACGUUACUUGCAACGAAAACAGGAAAGUCCCAAAAAUGAGCGGCAAGUGUCAGAAUUGUAAGUUCUUCAAACAUGUUUCUUUGUUGUACAUGUACAUGGCUAUGCUGUACAAAUUACAUUCAAUUUGUUUUAUCACUAAGUUACAGAAAUCCAUGCAGUAAUAACUCUAUCUAUAUCCACAGCCAAUCCUACAUGGGUGCUGCAGUUACUUCUCCAGCCAGUUGCUGAGGCCAUCAUGCAUUGUCCCAGCAUUUUAUUAUACUUACUGUACCAUACACAUUGUACUCCAUAUUUUUACCAUCAACAGUAUAUCAUACUAUAUUUUAUUACUCUAUAACAGUACUACAUGUAUUAUAGAUCUUUGGAAAACAGUCCUAAGA